Molecule: messenger RNA, 5680 nt
Organism: Cygnus atratus (black swan)
Lineage: Eukaryota; Metazoa; Chordata; Aves; Anseriformes; Anatidae
Gene: SPHKAP
Product: SPHK1 interactor, AKAP domain containing
Cellular component (GO): cytoplasm
Molecular function (GO): protein kinase A binding
Source: RefSeq, a predicted model, not a curated record
CGCCGCAGCAGCACCAGCAGCAGCGCCGGGGCCGCGCUCCCGCUGCCCCGCCGCCGUCGGAGCGGGAGCGGAGGUGCCGCCGCCACCGGGGUCCCGUCACGGCCAUGGCCGGCCGCCCCCCGCCCAGGUCCCUGUUGGAAACCAAGCACUUUUCAUAUUUGAUCAAUAUGCUAGGCCUGAUCAAAGAUGCAGAGAGCAACUUUGAAUCUCAACUGAUGCAAGAAGUCCCAGAGCACCAAGGCAACAGCACAGACAGUUCGGGAAGCAGCUUGGGAAGCUCUGUCACAGCAUGUAAAAAGAUUCUCUGCAGUAACAGUCUGCUAGAAUCAACAGACUACUGGCUGCAGAAUCAGAGGACACCAUGCCAAAUUGGCUUUCUGGAAGACAAGUCAGAAAGCAACUGUGCCUCAGUUUGCUUUGUGAAUUUAGAUGCAAACAGAGAUGAUUGCAGCAAUGAGCAAGUGCAACAGAAAUUGAUCAGCGUCUCUCCAAAUCUCCCCAAACUCAUCAGUUCCAUGAAUGUACAACCACCCAAGGAAAAUGAAAUAGUCCUGCUGACUGGAUUAACAUCAGGAAACCUUCAAGCUGAUUAUGAAGUUCCCCAGUGUCCUUGGCUAGCAGAUGUCUGCUUGGUUCAGUGUGCAAGGGGGGACAGGAAGAACAGCGCAAGCUGCAUCAUCUUUGAAAUAAACAAGUUUCUGAUUGGGCUUGAGCUUGUUCAGGAGAGACAGCUGCAGAUAGAAGCUCAUGUCUCAAAGCCUGAGGAUGACACAAACUGCUCAGUGUCCUCAAUAGAAGAAGAUUUCCUCACAGCAUCUGAGCACCUCGAGGAGGAAAACGAGGCUGAUGAGUAUAAAACUGGCCAUGAAAAAAUAAGUGUUUCAGAAUCAUCUUCAGAUAUCAAAAAAAAUAAAGGAAAAGGAUUUGAAAAUCUCCACUACAGGAAAGCCAGGUUGCCAUUAAUUCUGGAAGGAAAUUCCAUUAAUAAAGAAAAUACAGCUACUAGAGUCUCUGAAGCUGUGAAUGCUGUGGCUGAAGAUGGCAUCUCACAACCUGAAGAUAAGCCACACCAGGAAAUCCCGUGGCAGAAGGAAUUAGUGGAAACAGCUACAUCAUCUGUCAGUACUAGUAAUUUGACUAGUGGGGUCGAACACUCCUGCUCAGUGAAUGUAUUAGAAGAUGUAUCUUUAACCAAAAUGGCUAAAGAGGAGCUGGGGCCUCUUCACAACCCAAUAGCAAAACACAUCAGUAAGGCAGACAUAGAGGAAUGUGCAGGUGGUAGGAAAAGUGAUCCCCCCUGGCAAAAUGAGCAAGCAUCUACAGGUCAGUAUGCCACAAAUUUAGCAGAAUCUGUUCUGCAAGAUGCAUUCAUCAGACUGUCACAGUCUCAAACCACUUUUAAUGAGGAGGCUGCGGUCAGCAUCUCUGUAGGGAGCUCCUGCAAGUCAGAAGAUGUGUCUGCUGCCCGAUCAUGGAAUGAACUUCCAAAGAUCGUCAUAGUGCAAAGUCCAGACAGCUGUGAGAAUGUGUCUGACUGGCCAGGGUCUGCCUUCCCAAACAUGUGCCACUGGACUGAAUCAGAAAGUUCUGCUGAAGUUUCAGAUUACUUCGAGGAAGAACAUUCAAAUGGGCAAAGCCAGAGCGCACUGGAGAUGGCCCUGGCAUGUGCAGCGACUGUCAUUGGAACCAUCUCAAGUCCCCAGGCUGCAGAAAAGUUCAGACAGGACCAAGAAACCACAGACUCCAAAAAUGGAGCAGUAGAUAAUGAAGAGACACAGACAGCAUCUUCACAGCUACUUGAGGAUUGUUCUGCUACAGAAUAUUCAUUUCCAUCUGCGCUGUGUGGCAUGACUCAGGUAGCAAGUGCUGUAGCAGUCUGUGGACUGGGGGAAGCAAAGGAAGAGAAGUACCCUGCAACUUCGAGUGGUCUGCUGUCUGCAGCUCAGACAUCUGCAGCCAUUACUCUUCAUUGCAGCAUAGCUAUAGGAAGCAGCAUGGAGAAGCUGAAUGAUAGCAUUGCAGAGGCACUUCUCAAAGAGGCAUCAACAAUUUUGACAAAACCCAAUACAUACAAAAACGUAGGGCAUUUUAUGGAAUCCAUAAAUGGAAGAAUUAUUGAAACAGCAGCAAGGCCACAGAUUCCACACUCUGAUGGAGUAAUCAGGGAUGAACUUGCACAAAACUUAUCUAAUAUUAUUCUACGUCAUUCUAUCGAAGAGGUAAGGAAGAAGAGACAGCUACAGCCCCGUUCAGAAAACAGCUCGAAUACACAAGACAUUUUCAUGGAGACUGCAAAUGAGUUGCUUUUUAAUGUGAUAUAUUUCACUUGCAAGAAGAUGAAUGACAUAAGACAAGUUGAAGAGUGUUCUCUGUUUUCUGACAGCCCAAAAGCCAAGAAAGUAACAAGAGUAGAAGGAUGGCCAACACAGGCAACCGCACAUGAAACAUCACAAAGACCCCUUGGUCAUUCUGCUGUUAAGCCAUUUGGUACAUGCUACAGUGCUAGCAAAGAACUUGGAAAUGGUACAGGCACUAGGAAAACUAACAUGAGAGAUGUAAAUAGCAAGGAAAGUGCCACGCUGAAUUCAGAACUAAGUAGAGCCACUGGGCAUAAUGGGCUUGUUGCAAAAACAUCUCCCAAGAAAAGAUACCUGAAAAGAACCACACGAGACUGUUACAAAUCCCCAAAUCAGGGUAACAAUCAGAAGAAGAAAGACUAUAGAUCGUUUUCAGACAGAGAAAACACCUUUGCAAACAAUGAAUGCAGGCAUGGCGUUCAAGAACAACAGUCUUCCAAUGCUGCUGUGAAUGCAGAUAACCAGGUGAAUCAUAAGUGUGAUGCUGUGCUAAACGAUGAAGUCCAAGUUAGCGUAUCUUUGUUAGGAAGCCAUGUCUUGCUUCCUUCUCAGCCUGUGCUCCAGGUGAAACAUUCAAGGGACAAAUAUUGUAUAACAGAUUUUGCAGAAGAAUUGGCAGAAACAGUGGUCUCUAUGGCAACCGAAAUAGCUGCCAUUUGUCUUGAAAACUCAAAUGGAAAGCAACCCUGGUUCUGUGCAUGGAAGAGAGGCAAUGAAUAUCUGGUGACCCAGAGUUUGUCAUGCAGAACCAUGAAGAGGAAAAAGGAAACCCAUGCUAAUAGCUCAGUUGUUCGGAAGCACAGGGCACCUAGACUCAGCGAGAUCAAAAGAAAGACAGAUGAGCAUCCUGAGCUAAAGGAAAAGUUGAUGAAUCGGGUAAUUGAUGAAUCUAUAAACCUUGAGGAUGCACCAGAUUCUGUCAACAUCUUUGCAAAUGAAGUGGCUGCAAAAAUCAUGAACCUCACUGAACUCUCCAUGGUUGACAGCAUCUGGCAAGGUCCAAACCAUCCCAGGAACAGGCUGCACUGUGACAGAUGGAGCCGAGCCAAGGCCUCAAGCUGUGAGAGCAUCCCAGAGGAGGAUGCAGAUUCCAAAGCCUCUGUCAAUACCUUAGGCCUAAUGAACACCUUUGGUCAAUCGGUGAGCCAGACAAGUUCUGUCUCAAAGCAGUCUAGCUGUGAAAGCAUUACAGAUGAAUUUUCAAGAUUUAUGGUGAACCAGAUGGAAAAUGAAGGAAGAGGCUUUGAUUUAUUACUGGAUUACUAUGCAGGAAAAAAUGCAAACAACAUCUUAACUUCUGCUUUGCAACAAGUAGCCAGAAAAAAUGGUCACCUUAACAUAAGACCAAGUUGCCCAUCCAAACAGUCCAGCACAGAAAGCAUAACAGAAGAAUUUUAUAGGUAUAUGCUAAGAGAAAUAGAAAAGGAAAACAAAGAUAACCUAUCUUCCCCUCGAAAUUCAAAGGACUGGUGUGGCAGUUUGCUACCGCCCUCUUUACGAUCACCUUUUUGCUUCAGACAAGCCUCAAUGCCUGACACCAGAUCAUCCAGCUCUAGACUAACAGUUAACAUCCCAGUCAAGGCAAAUUCAUUAGAUGGAUUCGCCCAGCAUCACCGGGAUUCCUUAAGCGUACAGCCAGUCAGUACUGUGGCUUCUUCAGGCCUUUGCAAGUCUGAUUCCUGCCUGUACCAAAGAUGCAAGACUGACCAGAUCACUGAUAUGUUGAUUCACGAGACAUGGGCGAGUUCUAUUGAAUCUCUAAUGCGCAAGAACAAAAUCAUAGCAGAUGAGGCAGAGGUUGCAGAGGCAGAUCACUUUCACAGUGAUUCCCCACCACAUGUGGAACAAUAUGCAAACAGACUGGCUGCAAAUAUUGUUGAAAGUGGUAAAAGUUUAAUAGUUGUCCAGCAGGAUUCCUUUGAUUCUACGAGCCAAGAUCAUAUGCUGGAAAGCAAAUAUCCCCAAAGCGCAACUCAGAUUCAAACAAAACCCAAAAGAGAUAGAAUAAAUUUGGAUGAGCAGAAAGAGAAGAUGAAGAACCCUGGAUGCCUCCCUGCAGGUCAGCACAGGGAAGUGCCUUUAAUUCAGAUAGAAACUGAUCAACGAGAUGAGGCAGAUAAAGACUCUGAGUGCUUAACUUCGCAUGACUCUUCUGGAAAGGAGCAUCAAAGCAAUGAAAAACCUCCAGAAGCUUAUGCUGGGAAGCACACGGUUUCCAGUUCCUUACUGAAUAGCAAGAAUGCUCAGAGCAGACUGGAUGCUGAAGUCCCAGGAGAGACAAAAACAGCUGAAGAAUUUCCAAACCAUCUCAGCAGCAGUGAGGAAAGCACUGGUAGCUGGUCCCAGCUGGCCAAUGAUGAGGACAAUCCAGAUGACACAAGUAGCUACUUACAACUCAGUGAACAAUCCCUCAGCAAUGGCAACAGCAGUACAACUAGCAGUCUUGGCAUUAUGGACCUGGAAAUUUAUCAGGAGAACAUGCCAUCUUCUCCUAUGAUUAAUGAAUUAGUAGAAGAAAAGGUUUUCCCUAAAGAACAGACAGAAAAUAUAGAGGAAAGUACUUCAGGGCUCUCAGUGGGAACAGCCAAUUGUCAGAAGGACCUCUUGGUGAUAAAUUUUGAUCUGGAACCAGAAUGCCCUGACGCAGAGCUUCGAGCCACCCUGCAGUGGAUAGCUGCUUCUGAACUUGGAAUCCCAACCAUCUAUUUUAAAAAAUCUCAGGAAAACAGAAUUGAAAAGUUUUUAGAUGUUGUGCAACUAGUUCAACGGAAGUCCUGGAAGGUUGGCGAUAUCUUUCAUGCUGUGGUGCAGUACUGCAAGCUCAGUGAGGAAGGCAGAGAGAUGACACCAAGCCUGUUUGAUUGGCUCCUUGAACUGGGUUAAGAAAGUUCACCUGUUCGGCAUUUUUGUUUUAAUCCAGUUUAAGUAAGCAGUGAUUUGUGUAACGCUCUGACUUUCAAACAUCACUGAGUACAAUGAACAAAGACAUACAAACUCUACAGAAACAGCACACGCCCGUUCCACAGCUGAGCACUGAGCAAAGUGAAACCAAGGCGUAUUGUAUCUUUCUGUAUCCUGAGGGACUCUUGACAUAUUGUGCUAUAGGAUGUACUGUACUAGGAGGGGAUGGAUUUUUAGCCUUCUGAAUUAAUGGACUACACAGUAAAGACUUAAAUCUCCGAUAAGAUCCAUUUUCAUCAAUUUGAUUAAAUCAAUCAGCUGAAAUGCGACAGUAUGCUAACAUUCAGUUCUAAAAACAACACUAAUGUUUGUACAGUUUACCUAUUAGAACCUGAGCGUGUUCCAGGAUGCACAGAGAAACC